AUGACGCAACUGGAAGUAGAACCAGUUAUUUUAAAAAAUUACACGAUUGAGAGACGUAUAGGAAAAGGGGCCUAUGGGAUAGUUUGGAAAGCAGUGAAUAAGAAAACACAUAAAAAAUUGGCACUCAAAAAGAUAUUUGAUGCUUUCAGAAAUCAAACAGAUGCUCAGAGGACGUUUCGAGAAAUAUCAUUCCUACAGCAAUUUUCCAAUCACCCAAACAUCAUCCGUCUCUUAAAUGUUAUAAAAGCGGAAAACGACAAAGAUAUUUACUUGGUUUUUGAAUACAUGGAAACUGACUUAAACAACUGCAUCAAAAAGGGAAAUAUCCUGAAGGAUGUUCAUAAAAGGUUUAUUUUUUACCAGUUGUUACGAGCAGUUAAAUAUAUUCAUUCCGGGAAUGUAAUACACCGUGAUUUAAAACCAUCUAAUGUUCUGUUAAACUCAGACUGUUUUGUGAAACUAUGUGAUUUUGGCUUGACACGUUCAUUGACAAAUACUCUAGAAAAUCGUAUAACAUCUAUGGAAUCAUUUAUAGAUGGAGAUGAUGAGUAUGACAAUCCUGUGUUAACCGAAUAUGUAGCUACGAGAUGGUAUCGGGCACCAGAAAUUCUGCUAGCUUCAAAUCGUUAUACAAAAUAUGUAGAUAUAUGGAGCUUAGGGUGCAUAUUAGGUGAAAUGUUACUUGGUAAAGCAUUAUUUCCCGGUACAUCAACAAUCAAUCAAAUUGAGAGAAUCAUAUCGGUUAUGGAAAGACCGACAAUACAAGACAUUGAAUGCCUUCAUUCAGACUACGGUAGAUCAGUGUUGGAUAAAGCUUUACAGAAACCAUAUCGUCGCUUACGUACGUUAUUUUCAAAUAAUACAGAAGAACAAGCUUUAAAUUUACUUGAAAAUAUGAUUCAAUUGAAUCCAGAGAAACGCUUCACUGUUGAACAGGCAUUAAAUCAUAUUUACGUGGAAAACUUUCGUGAUCCUUCAUCUGAAAUCGUAUUGAAGCAUCCAAUUACCCCAGUUCUAAGAGAUGACAAACAAUUGAGCGUAUCAGAUUAUCGUCAAAAAUUAUAUGAGAUUAUAGUAGAAAAGAAAGCUCAACAUAAAAUGCGAAAAAUGCUGCGCUCAGUUGAACUGAAUGAAAACGAAACAUCUGGAAAUUCAUUGGCUUCAAAGAAAGAAUUGAAUUAUGAAAAUACUUCUGAAAACAAAUCCAAAAUCGAUCUGAUGAAUCAACAUAUCAAUAGAGUUGACUGGCACGAUCCCAAACUAAGUAAUACCAACCAACAAUAUAAACCAACUGAAACAGUAAAUCAAUAUCAAUGUCGCUCUGAUUUAAAUGAGACGAAAUCUCUGUCAGAUUCAUAUAAUUCGCAAAAUCAAGGUAGCACAAAUAUUAAUCACAAUGUAUUAAUCUCAUCACCGGUGAAUCAUAUAAAACAUUUACACAGCAAUAGUACAUCCGGAAAUGAGCACACUUCUCAAUCCAGUGUAUCUAAUCAGCCAAAAUCCACAUCUGUUUCUACAAUUAAAGCAAGCGCAAACUCCAAUCUAAUGAACAAUAACAUAUCUGGCGAAUUACGUAGACGAGUAACGAUACCUACCUCAUCUGUCAGUUCACAAAAACAUAAACAUGAGUUUUCUCUAAACUCAGAGAGCCUAAAUAACACUCAAACUAUGAAAACUAGUAUGAGUAAGGAAGCAAAUAACCCAGUUAUCCUUCGGGGAAACAGGAAUACAAGUUUCGGAAGAAAUUCUCAACACAAUUCAGUGAAACCAAUAAAUUACUGUCAUACAAAUAAUAAACAACAGGUCGUCAACACACCGUCUGCAUCAUCGUUAAUAACACCAUCACAAUUAUACUCUCCAUCUUUUAGUAAUUAUAAUCAAACAUAUGGUACAAUAUCCUUAUCUCAACUACACCAAUUACAUACACGUAAAUGGGCACACUAA
Schistosoma spindalis is the source of this 1944-nucleotide messenger RNA. Lineage: Eukaryota; Metazoa; Platyhelminthes; Trematoda; Strigeidida; Schistosomatidae. The record is from the annotation of a GenBank genome assembly.